GUUUGUGUGAUUUUGCUGGAUUCUUCAACCACUGGGGUCAUUUAAAAUAGCAUCGUGUGGUCCAAAGCAAUGUGACUGGCAGCAGAGGCCUGAGGUCAGUGACUCAAGGGAAGAGAACCUCAAGAUGUGAGAUGAAUGUGUUUACGUUUUCAGGACCCAGUGGCCUUUGAGGAUGUGGCUGUGAACUUUACCUUGGAGGAGUGGGCUCUGCUGGGGCCUUCACAGAAGAAACUCUACAGAGAUGUGAUGCGGGAAACCUUGAGGAACCUGGCCUCAAUAGGGGGAAAAUGGGAAGACCAUAACACUGAAGAUCAGUACAAAAACCAGGGAAGAAAUCUGAGAAGUCAUACAUUACAGAGACGCUGUGAAAGUGAAGAAGGUAGUCAAUGUGGUGAAAACAUCAGCCUUAUUCCAAAUCUUAAUCUGAACAAGAAAAAUUCUACUGCAGUAAAACCAUGGGAGUGCAGUGUGUGUGGAAAAGUCUUCAUGAGUCGUUCAUCCUUUAAUAGGCACGUUAGAUCUCAUACUGCACCCAAACCAUCCAGGUAUCAGGAAUAUGGAAAGAAGCCUUAUAAAUGUAAGAAGAGCCACCUUCCAUUUUCCUUGCUAAUAAAUAGCUGGCAUAAAUUUAUGCCUCCACAAGUUCCACAGCAAAGAUCCCUCACAGUUUGGAUUUUCCUGCAAGUCCUCAUGUGUCCACCAGGCAACAAAUUUAGACUGCUGUGGUUGAGAACGUUUUGUGAAGCACUGACUCACCUCUUCUCUAUAUUGUAUUUGUAUAAGGUCUAAUUUGUAUAGUAAACACAUUGUUCUGUUGAUAUUGCUAGUGACUGUGUGUUCCUGAUUCCACUAUAGCAGCUACAGUGGUGCAGUCAGAAGAAACCAUGUGGUUCUGUAGUGAGUUCCUCUACUUCUGUGGCCCAAUCCUUCCAUGUGAGAAUUAGCACCUUCCUCUUAUCAGAUAGACUGUGGAUAUUUCCAAUUACUCACAAUUGAACGUAACUCCUCAGUACAUUUUCAGUUAUGAUUGAUAUGUGAUUGAAAACAAUGUUCUUUUUUUGUCAAAUGCUUCUAUAGAUUUUUCUUAGAAAUGUUUUAUUAACUCUUUCAAAAAAACUUGUAUACUAACAAAUAUUAUCUUUUCCAUUUCC
Messenger RNA from Physeter macrocephalus (sperm whale), 1151 nucleotides. Its product is annotated as zinc finger protein 564. Bases 136 to 789 code for a protein of 217 amino acids. The transcript is spliced from 7 exons. The record is from RefSeq and is a predicted model, not a curated record. Lineage: Eukaryota; Metazoa; Chordata; Mammalia; Artiodactyla; Physeteridae. Gene Ontology annotation, biological process: regulation of DNA-templated transcription.